Pristis pectinata (smalltooth sawfish) is the source of this 9410-nucleotide messenger RNA. Its product is annotated as lysyl oxidase homolog 1-like. The coding region runs from base 361 to 2127 and encodes 588 amino acids. NCBI's taxonomy places the organism in Eukaryota, Metazoa, Chordata, Chondrichthyes, Rhinopristiformes, Pristidae. Gene Ontology annotation, biological process: peptidyl-lysine oxidation. The record is from RefSeq and is a predicted model, not a curated record. Gene Ontology annotation, molecular function: protein-lysine 6-oxidase activity; copper ion binding. The transcript has 7 exons.
GUUUCUCUGUGGAGGGGAAAUCCGUCGGGCGCAGGGAUCCCACGGCAUCCCCUUGUGUGGGAAAGUGUACAGUGGACGAGUUGGUUGUGAGCAGCUGGAUUCUGGAACGGGGUGAACGAGAAAGGGGAACAAAAAAAGAAGUGGUGCAUUGAGGCGCAAGAUUGGUUGGGGACCUGGUAUCUGCAGAGUUGGCUGGGAUCUGGAAUACCCUUCCCCAAGAUGUUGGAACUCUGCACAGUGGCGUUGCAACGCUGCCGGGGAAUCUGAGACCUUCAUGCGGGAAGAAAGUUUUUUCUCUCUCUCUCGACUUGUUUCUUCUCGCUUUGCAGCGCACCUCCAGAAGUAGUUGCAACGUGCAGGAUGCCAGGAGCCAAGGGGUGGCUGUUGCCUGCCGUGCUGGGAUGGUCAGUUUCCUGGUUAAUUUCACUGCCCUCCCCCGGGGUCCGAGCCCAGGGCAGGGAAGAUGGGCCGAACGAGCGCUGGAGGCAGAUGAUUCAGUGGGAGAACAACGGGAGGGUCUACAGCCUCCUCAACACCGGCUCCGAGUACGUGCCGGCCGGGCAGCUGGCACCCCAGAGCCCCCCUCGGGUAUGGCUGGGAGGUUCCCCGAGGAGCCCCGGCCGGCAGCUCCGACCUGGGGGGACGGGACGACGCCAGGCUCCCUCCCAGUCUGUCAGACCCGGCUCGGAGACGGUGAGGGGGCAAACCAGGCACCCGUUUGGCUUCGGGCAGGUCCCUGAUAACUGGAGGCAGGGGGCCUUCGGCGACCCCACCAACACCCACAGGUACGUGCAGCACUCCCCGAGGCAAGCCGGCAGGCACAGGCAACGCCAGCCGCCCUACUCCGAGUCCACCUUCGCCCAGGCGCCUUACCCACGCUUCCCAGUGGCGCAGCCCUCCUACCCCAACUCUUACGACCCCAGCUAUGAGUAUGGUUCGCCAAGGGGGUUUGACACCCUGGAUGAAAGCCCUCCCUAUCGCAGAGUGCCUUUGGAUGGAGGCGGAGGUUAUCCCUACCAGCCCAGGACCAGAUAUGAAGAGUAUGGACAAAAUAUUUACCCCUACAGACCUCAGGGACGGAACCCAGUGCAGGAGAGAUACAGCGUGCCCCAGCAACCUUUUGCCCUUGAUGGACUUGACAGGCGGUACAUGCACAGCUUGUACGAUGAGAGCAGGGGGCAGGAGGUCCCAGGAGGAGAAGACCCUUCAUCCCUCUUGCCCUCCAGUGCAUCCAGGAGUUCCACGUUCCAACCGGCCUCGUCCCCUGACACUGGCUACUCGGGGGCAAGGGUGGCCCCUGACGGUCCACGCUCUGGUUUCUACCCACAGGUCAACCGUAACGUCCCGGUAGAUCAGUAUCCCUCCUCCCGCACCGUCGAUCCAAACUUGGAGCAGUAUCCGUUUCCGAGAGGGCUUCCCAGUGGCGGGAUGGAACAGGGUCGCCAGGUCCCUGGGCCCCGGAUGGCCUUGGGAAGUGUCUACAGACCGGAUCUCGCUGGCAGAGGUUUGCCUGACUUAGUACCGGAUCCACACUAUGUCCAAGCUGCCACUUACGUGCAGAGGUCCCACCUGUAUUCCCUGCGAUGCGCGGCGGAGGAGAAGUGUUUGGCAAGCUCUGCCUACACGGCUGACACCACAGACUAUGACAUCAGGGUCCUGCUGAGGUUUCCCCAGAGAGUAAAGAACCAAGGGACCGCUGAUUUCCUUCCGAAUAGACCACGGCACAGUUGGGAAUGGCACAGCUGUCACCAGCAUUAUCACAGUAUGGAUGAGUUCAGCCAUUAUGACCUACUGGAUGCUGCUACUGGCAGAAAGGUUGCCGAGGGCCACAAGGCCAGUUUUUGCCUGGAGGACACCACAUGUGACUUUGGUCACUUGAAGCGCUAUGCCUGUACAGCGCACACUCAGGGACUGAGUCCAGGCUGCUAUGACACCUACAAUGCAGAUAUUGACUGUCAGUGGAUUGACAUCACAGAUGUCCAACCUGGGAAAUAUAUUCUAAAGCUUCAAGUAAAUCCCAACUAUCUUAUACAAGAAUCAGAUUUCACUAACAAUGUUAUCAGAUGCAACAUUCACUACACAGGACAAUAUGUUGCCACUACAAAUUGUAAAAUAACACAGUCUUGAUCUGCGAGUUUUGAAUUUCAAAACACGGCGUAUACUGAGCAAACAUCUGGUGCGGGCGGAACUUUAUCGUACAGCAGCUGUGGUUUGGUAGUUGUCACUGGGAGCUCAGUCACAACCAAAGAAUCUAGCAGCGACACAAAGAGAGCUGUGGACCUCGAGCCAACCCCACCAAGUACAAAUCUCUGCAUGGACUAGUCAGCAAGGGUGUGUGGGCAUCUGGAAAAGGCGCUGUUAAUUAGCAUCUCUGUUGCAAUCUAAGCGUGCCUAUUAGAAAAAUUAUUCAACCUUGUUGCACUUUUAAAUAUAUAAGAAACAGGUGCAAGCGUUUGCCAUAAGUCCAACCGAGCCUUCUCCACCAUUCAAUGAUCAUGGCUGAAGUUCAACACUAGUACUUUCCUGCACAAUCCCCCAGUAAUCUCCAUCUAAAAAUCUUUCCAUUUCGGUCUUGACUGUGCUGUAGAGGCCCCUUGGGUUGAGAACUUCAAACAUUCAUAACCCUACAAGUCUCGCUUAAGAUUGUCCAGGUUUCCAGCAUUUUACUCAGACAAGCCUUUUUAGAAUAUCAUACCUGUAUCCAGAGAAUAUUGGCCAAUCCAACUCAAAAUGGGUCUACAGAAUAACUGGCAUACCUCAGGGUCCAGUUCAUCAUGGGAUCACUCAUUUAGUCAUGGGCCCUUUGGCCCACAGAAUCUGUGCCAACUGUCAAGCACCCAUUUACACUCAUCCCAUUUUAUUCUCCCCACAUUCUUAUCAACACCCCCCAAAUUCUGCCACUCACCCAGACACUAGGGACAAUUUGCAAUGGCCAAUGAAUCUAAUAACCUGCAGGAGGAAACUGGAGCAUCAGGAAGAGGGUCUCAUGGUCACAGGGAGAACAUGUAAACUCCACACAUAACACCAGAGUUCAGUAUUGAACCCAGGUCUCUGGUGCUGUGAGACAGCAAUUCUACAGCUGCACUACCAUGUCACCCUAAUAAUCCUUGAUGCUUUGUUAUGAUUGAAUAAUUCAGUUAAUUAAUGCGAUUUGUUUCUCACUCCUCACCAUCUUGUCAAUGCUAGAACAGGUUCAAGGGGCUGAAUGGCCUGUUUCUAUGCCAAAUGUUUUUCUGCCCAGAUGGGAUUUCACACUCAGAGAACAUUAACCUGCCUUUUUUCUUCACUGAUGAUUACUGAUCCCUUCUCUAUUUGCCCCACAUUCUGUUCAAAUUUCAAACCUCAUUCUUAUUUUUUUGUCCCUUUUUUUGUAAAAUAACAUUGAUGGAAAAAAAUCCCUGCUGACAAUCCAACAUUAAGGUGCCCAAAUUUGCUGGUAAAAUGCAGGAAAGUCAGUGAGCACCGGCAGAGAUAGAAUAAGUGUGGUUUCUUUACCGAAACCAACGUUCUACAAGAUUGGAUAAAACUCAAAAGAAAUGGUGUGUGGGAGAGCAGAGUGGGAGACAUUUAAGUGAUGUACCAAUACAAUUCUUUCCGUUGAUGCUUAACGUGUUACUGUCUUCCAAACCUCCUUUGAAAUUGUUUGUGCGCUGUUUUAUAUGUUCUGUCUCCUCCCGCCCCCUGGCUGCUGGUGAACUUAAGGGUCUUCUCAUUAUUCCCCUACCACAACUCAUUUGUGCAAUGAUCCUGAAAUUCAGGAACUCAUCUUUACUGGUUCUUGAGUGUCCUUCUUAAGCAUAAGCAUUUGCCGUGACCUUAACUUUCCUUCCUGUACGACUUCACCCCACACUCAUAUCACACUGUGGAAAUGAGAAGUUCCAAGCUGCUUCCCUGGAUAUUAUCGGACAGAAUUACACCCUGAGACAUCUAAAAGGGAUGUUAGGAAAGAUGGCUGAAAGUUUGGUCAAAGAUGUGGUUUCUAAGGGACCCUAAAAAUUCUUUGCAGGGGUAUAGGAAGGAACUCCAGAGCUCAGAGUGGUUCAUAGAAUGUCCCAUGUGGGGGUUGAAUACAAGACUAAAUUGAAAUUCAGCAAACAAUCUGUUGGAGGAACUCAGCGGGUUGAGAAGUGUCUUAGAGGGGGAAAUGAAUCAUCGAUGUUUAGGAAUGAAACCCUGCAUCCGAAACACUGACAAUUCCUUUCCCCCACGGACGCUGCUCGACCCACUGAGUUCCUCAACAGAUUGUUUGUUACUCCGCAUUCCAGCAUCUGCUGUCUCUUGUGUCCCCAAAAUGAAACUGGCAAGAACAGUCCCGAACAGCGCUAUUUUGUUAUGUUUGAUAAACUCCAUAACAGGUGCACCACAUGCAACAAAUUUAUACUCACAAUCGAUCAGAUCAUCUGCAUUCCCUUACAAAAGCUCAAAGUCGGCUGAUUCUAAUUUCUCAAGGCUCAUAGACCCUAUUUGGCUGCACAAAGUGUCUCAGGUAUGGUUUUCAAUCCAUUUGAUGAUUGUUAAUCUGAUCAUCUCAGCCUGGCAGCUGUGGUUUACUAGUGUCUGGUCUUGUCUCUUGUGGUUUCGUGCUGCCUUCUAUCCCAAUUUGAUCUUGUCUCUUAUAGCCAUGUUUAUGAAAUACCAAAAAUCACCACAGUCAUGCCAUGUCAUAGAACCAUAGAAAAUCGAUAACACUGAGGAGGACAUUAAACCCAUCUCAUCCGUGCCAGUAAAAGACUCACCCAACUUAAUCUCAUGUCCAUUACUGAGCCCUUAACACUGCAGCUCACAGCUCUUCAUGUAGACGUCCAAACAUCUACAUGAAGAGCUGUGAACAGCAGUGUUAAGUGCUCAGUAAUGUGAUGAGGGUUUCAGCCUUCACCACAUUUUUGGGCAGUUAGUUCCACAUCCCACCAGCCGUGGGUGAAAAACCAUUUCUUCACCUCCCUCUAAUCCUUUCCCUCUAUGGCCGCUGGUUUUUGAUUCCUAUGCGAAGGGAAAUAAUGCCAAUGUCAGUGGCUCCUGAGUCACCAUUAUGGGUGAAGCUCUCCUUCAUCUCGCAGGGAAAUUUAGCAUAAAGUGAUCUUCGCAGAUCUUGCGAGUAGGAAUUGAUGUUUGCUCAGUAUUGCAGUGCUUAUGAGCUGUGUUGGGUUGCAUUGAAGUCAACCAAACCACAUUUUGGAAGCGGAGUUCGAAGCCCAACCACACAUACGUCAUGUUUAAUGCUUGUGAGAAAGGAUGUAUUUCUUCUCCUGGUUGCUAGCUAUUUUAAUUCCCUUCAUAUUGCCACACUGACCUGUCUGUCCUCGGCCUCCUCCGCUGCCAGGGUGAGGCUAAACGCAAACUACAAGAACAGCAUCUCAUAUUCCGCCUGGGUGGUCUACAACCUAAUGGCGUGAACAUUGAAUUCUCCAAAUUCAGGUAACUUGCUCCCCCGUUGUCCCUUCCUCUCCUCCGCUGACCUACCCGGGUCUUCUCCAUGCCCCCUUCUUUCCAACCCCCUCUCCCAGCUCCCUGUCGCCCUGUUUCUUUCCCCUACACCACCUAUUCAAUAUUCCCAACACCCACACGCUCCUCCCAUUGGGUCCCCAUCCUCUCCUCCCACCAUCCCUCUCUUGUUUAAUUCUGCUCUUCGUCUUCCUUUCUUCUCAGAUUCCAUAAUCUGCAGCCCUUUGUUGUCUCAUCACCUCUCAGCCUCCUGUCACCAUCUCCACCCCUCCCUCCCCCGCCUGAUUCCAUCUGCCAAUCAAACCCUCCUCACCUGGAUCCACCAAUCGCUUCCCAGAUCUUGCCCAACUCUUCCCCCUCACCUCUUGUGAUUGGCUAUCACCCCUCUUUCAGUCCAGAUGAAAUGUCGACUGUCCAUUUCCCUCCACAGAAGCUGCCCGACCCACUGAGCUCCUCCAGCAGCUCAUUCUUUGCGCCGGAUUCCAGCAUCUGCAGUCUCUUGUGUCUCAGUCUCACAUUUCUUCUCUGUUUUAAAGACUAAUUGUAUUCCUGAUGACAUAUGUCUGUUUAACUCAAAUUACUCAUUAUGUGGAAAUGCUUAGAAAUACAAGUCCAUGAACAGUUUGGAUGUUGUGAGCAGGAGAAUGGGAUCGGUGGGACGGCUCUAGUAGGGGCUAGCAUAGACUCAAUGAACCAAAUAGCCUCCUUCUGAGCCAUAACAAUUCUAUAAUUUGAAAAAAUGUUAUGCAUCAAUGGAACUGUAUUCUCUAAUAUUUCAACAAUGUUGGAUUACCUUUCAAUUCAUUAGAAUUAUGGAUCUUUGCUUUGGUAGGGGUACGUAAAACUAGGGGGCAUAGGAUUAAGGUGAGAGGAAGGAGGCUUGUGGGAGGUAUGGGGGGUAAAUUCUUCACACACAAGAGUGGUUGGCAUUUGGAGUGAGCUGCUAGGGGAGGUGGUGGAGGCAGGAACAGUAGCAAUAUUUAAGAGGCAAGACAGGAGACUGCAGAUGUCGGAAUCUGGAGCAAAAAACAAGAGGAACUAAGCAGGUGGAGUAGCAGCUGUGAAGGCAAAGGGAUAGUCAACAUUUCGGAUUGAGACCCUGCAUCAGGACCUCAACAGAUACCGCUCAACAUUUAAGAGGCACCUGGACAGGUACUUGAAUGAGCAGGGCAUAGAGGGAUAUGGAAUUAAUGCAGGCUGGUGGGAUUAGUAUAGACAAGCAUAAUGGUCGGCAUAGACACGGUGGGCUGAAGGGCCUGUUUCUAUGCUGUAUAACUCUAUCACUCGAAAUCAUGAAGUUAACAAUAAGCUUACUCAUUCUAAGAGCAUAAAAAUGAAACACUUACCAAAUGAAUUUGUUCAGGUUCACCAGUGACCCAACAAGUUAUCAGGGCUGUUUCCCAUUGUUGUCUUGUGCAGUUGAAUUAAUAAUGAAACAUAUUUUGUGCAGGUCACCAUAGAGAGCAUUCUCAAUAUCUCCACGGUGUCCAAUCCUGCAAGACAGUUGACCUGAUCUUUUUAAAGUUAAGCUGAUUUUAUAGUGACCUGCUCAGUCACGUGUUGCAAGGUCACAGAGGUAAAUGAAGUUGACCUGGAACUGACUGGCCAUUAUGGGAAAGUUAAUGACUUUAUAUUUGCCCAGUGACAAAUCCAACCUUUAGAUUAAAAUCUGCAUUACCUGUCAAGGACAAUUAUGUUUUCUACUAAUUUUAUAUGAAGAAAAUGUUGUUCUAACUGGGACCAUUUCAAAACUUUGAGUAUGUUCUGUUGACUUUAGAUAUCUUUCUAGCUUGUUCUUGAAGACUGACUUCCAAGGAUUUAAAGAUGCUUUUGCGACCAAGUAAAUUAAAUCCUCUAAUAUAUUAAGCACCUUUGAAUUAAGAAUAUAAAGGACACCUCGCUAAACAUUCACUCUCUCCAUCGACAAGGCACAGUAGCCGCAGUGUGUAUUAUAUGCAGAAUGCACUGCAGUUACUUGCUCAGACUAGUCCGACAGCAACCCCCAAACCCGGGACCUCCACCAGUAAGAGGGAUGGGGGCCAUACCACCACCUUGCAGGUUCCCCUCCAAGUCACACACAUGGAAGUAUAUCACUGUUGCUUCAUUGCUGCUGGGUCUCGUUCCUGAAACUCCUUGUAGGAUCUUCAUCAGAAGGACUGCAACACUUCAAGAAGAUGGCUCACCACCACUUUCUCAAGGGCAAUUUUGUGGCGGGCAAUAAACUUAAUUAUCAAUGAGCCCACACCUCAAUAAAUAAAUAAGCAAGUUUGCAUUUAUUUGAUGCAUAGAAAGGAAAAUUUACAAUACCGAAAGAGGCCAUUCAGCCCAUUAUGCUGUGUUAUCUGAAAAGAGCUACCCAUCCUAAUCACACCCUCCAUUAAUGGGUCUGUAGCCCUACAGGCUACAACUCUUCAGGGACACAUCUAAAUCCUUUCUGAAUGUGGUAAGUGUUUCCCCGCUAACCUUUCUAGACCCCCAUAGCAUGGGUGAAAAGAAUUUCCCUCAUCUCCCCUCUCAUCUUUCUUGCAUUUACGUUAAAUCCUAUGACCUCCUGCAACCUACAGACAAUCAAUUUUUGAAGGGUCGGCAUUUAGAAAAAGUGGCAGUGAAUUUGUGCAUAGCAAGCUCCCACAGGGCAACCACCAGAUGAUUUGCUUUAAAUACUGGCUGGGAAAAGCUAACUCUUUCUCCAGUGGUGCUGUGUGAUCUUUACUGUCCAGUUGAGAGGACAGAUAUUUUAACCCCAUCUCCAAGAGAUGAUAAAGGUCUGAGAACGAGUUUCUUCAUGAUGCAUUUAGCAGAAGGGAAGAAGCAGUUGCCUGUUGUUCCCAAGUCUUGUAAUAAUGCGGGGUCUCGACCUGAAACGUCGAUAAUUCCUUUCCUCCCGCAGAUGCUGCUCAACCUGCUGAGUUCCUCCAGAAGACUGUUUCUUCUGGACGGCACGGUAGUGUAGCGGUUAGUGUAACGCUUUACAGCGCCAGCGACCUGGGUUCAAAUCCAGCCUCUGUCUGUAAGGAGUUUGUACGUUCUCCCCAUGUCUGCGUGGGUUUCCUCCGGGUGCUCCGGUUUCCUCCCACAUUCCAAAGAUGUACAGGUUAGGAAGUUGUGGGCAUGCUAUGUUGGCGCCAGAAGUGUGGCGACACUUGCAGGCUGCCCCCAGAACACAAUGCAAAGAGAUGUAUUUCACUGUGUGUUUCGAUGUAUAUGUGACGAAUAAAGAUAUCUUAUUGCUAUGGACUUAUAAGCAAUGGUAUUGGUAGCAUGAUAAGCCUAUUGCAUGCAUCAGAUUAACUAUGCAAUGGAAAAUAUCAAAUGAACAUUUGAACAAAUGAACGGAAAUGUCAAACGAAUAUUAUGUCAGUUCUAAGCCCCUCUAUGAAAGCCCAAGGGUUUACAGCAUUUUUCAAAGAGCUGAGGUGACAAGCAAAUGGUGGGUUUAGGCUUUGAACAGCUGUGUUGUGACUGCAUUUUAACCACACAGAGUGGGCAAAGGAGGAACCACUUUUGCAAAGUUCUCUGCCUGCUCUGAUUGGUCUGCACAAUGAAUUCUUCGCCUUUCAACGUGUGUAUCUCUGUAAAUAUCACAUCUGUAGUAAACAAACUAUCUUUACUACUGACAAAGGAAAAUAAUGAUUCACUGUCUACCAAAGGUAGCUGAAUGAAAUAAUGCUUGUGGGGAACAGUUGAAGAACUUUUAUUCCCAGAAUAAUUGCAUACAACAGUCAGCUGGACACAUUGUGCACAGAACUGAUUUGUGCUUUUAUUCCAAGUACUCAGGACCCGUAAACUGGAAGACCUGAUAACAAACUUAACCCUACUGUAUCGUUUGUCUUUAACUCAACCCAUGUGAUCACAUGAGAUUAUAUAACUUUGCACUCAAAGAUUCUGCCUUGGUAACCGUGUGUAUGCAUUACUUAAAAUAGCAGAAAUAUUUCACAAGAAAUUGUUAAUUUUACUGAACUUUUGUA